Molecule: messenger RNA, 2810 nt
Organism: Mercenaria mercenaria
Lineage: Eukaryota; Metazoa; Mollusca; Bivalvia; Venerida; Veneridae
Product: putative ammonium transporter 1
Exons: 12
Coding region: 274-1818 (514 amino acids)
Biological process (GO): ammonium transmembrane transport; ammonium homeostasis
Cellular component (GO): membrane
Molecular function (GO): ammonium channel activity
Source: RefSeq, a predicted model, not a curated record
CUGCAAAAAAAUAACGCGACGUACAUCAGGAUAAAAUCAGGUUUACAUAAUUUCAGGAUAUCUUUAAUGUUUGCAUGGAGACAUUUUAAAACUAGCUAACACAUGCGUUAUUUCUUUUAGUGCAAGGAUUAUAACAUCAUAGUUAGAUAAGAAGAAAAAUCUGGGGCGACAAACUUGUAUCUAAAAAAUAAUUGUAUGAGCACAGUUAAAAGCGGAAAAAACUGUUAAUUUUGGUAAAAUUAAUUAGCAUUUUCACUGGAGAUCGGAGGGAAAAUGGCUGAAGUUACCAGAGAGUUUUUGUCGAAACUGAACGAGAGUCUCGUGGGUUUGGAGGAAAGCCGUGCUACAAAUGCGGACAAUAUGGACCAGUUCUUUUUAAUAGUGAUGGGAUUUAUAAUUUAUCUGAUGCAGGCUGGUUUUGCGUUUUUAGAAGCAGGAGCAGUUAGGAGCAAGAAUACCGUAAAUAUCCUCAUAAAGAACGCCCUUGACUCUUUUUUCGGAGGCGUGUCGUACUGGCUGAUUGGAUACGCUUUGGCGUUUGGAAAGGGCAAUGCAUUCAUAGGCUACACCUACUUUGCACACAGUGGCCUACCAGAAACGAUGUACGCGCACUGGUUUUUCCAGUUUGUAUUUGCAGCCACUGCGGCAACCAUAGUGUCUGGUGCCGUCGCAGAAAGAUGCGACUUUACCGCUUACCUUGUAUAUAGUACACUAGUCACAGGUUUUAUUUACCCCGUGGUUACACAUUGGGCGUGGUCUGAAGAGGGCUGGCUUGUAAAUGGCGACACAUACGAAAUUGAUGGUGAAACUGUGUCUAUCGGAUACAACGAUUUUGCAGGAAGCGGGGUAGUGCAUAUGGUAGGCGGAAUAAUUGCCUUUGUCGGGGCUUGGGCACUCGGUCCACGUAUUGGUAGGUUCGAUAAAUAUACUGGAAAACCUGUCGAUAUCAGAGGGCACUCCAUUCCGUUCGCUUCACUUGGUGGUUUUAUACUCGUCUUUGGGUUCUUUGCAUUCAACGGAUCUUCCCAGGGUUCCAUAUCAGCGGAAGGAGAUGGCGCUGCAAUCGCUCUUGCUGUUGUCAACACAGUAUUGGCGGCAAGUGGUGGUGCCUUUACUACACUGAUUCUGAAUAAGAUAAAAUACUUUGGUGACAAGAAAUGGAGUUUUCUGACGACAUUAAAUGGUUGUCUUACAGGAAUGGUGGCUAUAUGUGCAGGGUGUAACCAAUUCCAGACAUACAUGGGUUUUAUAACUGGUAUAUUGGGCGGUAUUGCAUACAUGAUAUUUACAUGGCUGGUAGUUAAACUGAAGGUCGACGAUCCUCUGGACGCCACUGCCGUGCAUUUUGGAGGAGGGCUUGUUGGUGUUCUGACUGUGCCUUUGUUUUCCUCUGAUUAUGGGAUCAUUUACAACUGGGACAAGCGUUCUGCAUAUCAUUUAGCGUGGCAGCUAGCCGGACUUUGUGCUAUUUUUGCGUGGUCAGCACUUCUCAGCUUCCUAACCUUCUUUAUUCUGAUGAAAGCCCGCUUGCUCCGUGUCUCCUUCGACUAUGAGAUGAAAGGUCUAGAUAUCCCUAAACACGGAGAAACCGCUUACCCGGCCGAGGCAUACGGUCAUGGAUGGGGCGAAAGGGGCGACACGCUCUCUGGUCUGGCGAAAAAGGCCAUCGCAUCCAGUACAGUGACAGCAAUAUCAGAAGAUGUUUCGAUCAAAAUCGAGGAGAAACAACACAACGGAGAGAACCCGGAAGUAAAUGCCAUGAGAAACAAAAAUGGGCAUGCAAACCCGGCGUUUACUGGUUCAUCAACACAGUUAUGAAGAGAAAAUGUUGCUUGAAAAUAUUAUAUAAACGGUUUGAAAAUAGAUAUGUAUAUCUACAAUAUAGAGUGAAAGAAGAGAAGGGACUAAUAAACUUACAUGAAUAAAGAACUAAUAUUAAGACUCUGUCUUAUAGUAAAUAUGGAAUAAAAUAUUCAGGUGCGUAAACUUAUUAACAUAUCCCCAUAAUAUUUAGUACACCACGGCUAUUUUUGAAGAGCGGAAAUUUUUCUAUAAUGCUGGAAUAGUAUCCUAUUGUCUGAUACGUAUAUGCUGAAAUAGAAUUAUUUCAUUGUUUUGUUAGUACACUGUAUGUACAAAUACGAUGCUAAAUUUGUUAUAUACUGAUAACUAUUUGUAUAGAUGUAUCUUUUGAAUGAAUGUUCAUGGUUACAUGAAGCAUAAUCCUAGAAAUCAAUUGAAUAGACGAUCAUCUAGUAUUUCCCUAAUACUAUCUAGUUUUCAUUAAUAAUCAACUUAAAGGAUACCUGUAAAGCCUUUGGAAAGCUGCAAUAUUAAACAAAUAAACUUUAGUUUUAUAUUUCGAUGCUAAAUCAUCUAAAUUAUCUUCAGAAACAAUGCAUAAAUUUAUGAUCCAUGCUAUGAUAGGCUGCCGUUUGACUAAUAUAUCGCUGCAUUAAACAUACAUAUAUUACCUCCAUUGAUAUUAUUUGAAAUGUUUUUCUUUACUGGGAUACUUUGCUAUUCAUUUUGUAUGAGCCUAAGUAUUGAAAUAAAAGUUGAAAGUUGAAAAUCCCAAAUGAGACAUAGGUACUAUCAGAUAUUGAUUAUUUCAACAAAAGUGGUACAGUACGAUGGUAUUUAUCAUCUUUUUUGUAAUAAUAUAUUGUAUAAUAUGUAUUUCGAAAUAUUACGGGCAUAUAUUAAAAAGUUAACGCAGCGUUAUAUCAUACUUGUAUAUAGAUAUUUUUGUUGCUGUUUUAAUUAUAUACAUAUUUUUAAACAGAUUUUUAAUAAAACUUAUAAACUUG